Cydia amplana is the source of this 3443-nucleotide messenger RNA. RefSeq names its product probable DNA mismatch repair protein Msh6 (gene Msh6). Gene Ontology annotation, cellular component: MutSalpha complex; nucleus. The coding region runs from base 63 to 3428 and encodes 1121 amino acids. Gene Ontology annotation, molecular function: ATP binding; mismatched DNA binding; ATP-dependent DNA damage sensor activity. The transcript has 19 exons. The record is from RefSeq and is a predicted model, not a curated record. Gene Ontology annotation, biological process: mismatch repair. Lineage: Eukaryota; Metazoa; Arthropoda; Insecta; Lepidoptera; Tortricidae.
UCCUUUUAAUUAUAAUAAAGCGUGAGUUACUAAAUACAAACACGAAACAUUAGAUACCAACAAUGUCUAAACGCAACAGCGUUGGACCUUCAAACACCCUAUUUAACUAUUUUACUAAAACACCGCCCGCGAACAAGAAACCGAAACCCGCAGAAAAUGGAGACAGAACUCCAGACCUCGACUCAUUAAAAAAAGAAAUAGAAGUGAAAAUUGAGAGUAAGAAACGCGAGAGGCAAGUCACCCCCUCACCAGAAGUGAAGCAGGAAGUACACAGUGAUGGUGACGAACCCAUCGCUCCUAAGAAACGGAAGAGGAUCAGACUGAAUCCUUUGGAUUCCGAUGAUUCUGAUACGGAAAAUAAAGUAGAUAACAUAAUUGAGACCCCAAAGGAGAAGACAGCAUUAGGGAAGAAACUGAAUGAUAGUUUUAAGUUUGAGGCCAACCAGACACCAAAGGCCACCAGCAAGGGCUCAAAGAAACCGGCUGCAACUAAUGGGCCAGCCAUAAAGACUGAGACAGCAGACGAGUUGCCGGUCAGCGACGAUGGCAACUGGGUCCACUGCAAACUGGAUUGGCUCCGGCCCGACAAGAUUCGCGACGCCAACAAGAGGAAGCCGGAUCAUCCGGACUAUGAUCCUUCCACUCUCUUUGUGCCAACGGAGUUCAUGAAUAAUCAAACACCUGCUCAUCGGCAAUGGUGGCACAUGAAGUCAUCGCAUUACGAUUGCGUUCUUUUCUUCAAAGUCGGCAAGUUCUACGAAUUGUACCACAUGGACGCCGCGGUCGGGGUGAACGAACUCGGAUUCUCAUACAUGAAGGGUGAAUUCGCUCACUCCGGUUUCCCGGAGAGUGCGUACGCGAGAAUGGCCAAUACGUUGGUGUCCAAAGGGUACAAAGUAGCUCGUGUUGAGCAAACGGAGACGCCUGAUAUGAUGCAGGAUAGAUGCAAGAAAUUGGGUCAAACCUCAAAGUUCGACAAGGUAGUGCGUCGAGAAAUAUGCCAAGUGACGCUGCGUGGUGCGCAUGCGGCCGGACUGCAGGACCCAGGCCCGGCCGAGCCUGGCGCCGAUUACAUGCUGUGUGUUGCCGAGGAGGAAAGCAACGGCAUCAGCACGUAUGGCGUGUGCUUCGUCGACGCGUCAAUAGGGUUGUUCCAUCUGGGACAAUUCAAGGACGACAAGCAUUCCUCAAGACUUCUUACUACUCUGGCGCACUUCCCGCCCGCAUUAAUUGUAUACGACCGUAGAUCGACCACAGCGCGUACGUCAAAGUUGCUCGGCACCCAUUGCCACCGCGCGAGACGGGAACCUCAAGUAUUAUGGCAACCGGAAAAGACGCUUAAAACGCUUGCGGAAAACUACUACAAGACCAACGCCGAUGGGGAUUGGCCGGAGGGAUUAAAGCCGUUCUUACAUGAAGGCGACGCCUUAGGCCUAACCCCCGCCCCAAACUGCUACCUGGCCAUCAAAGCCUUAGGCGGCUGCGUGUCCUACCUGUCCCAAUGCCUCCUUGACAUACAAGUACUCGGCAUGUCGCAGUUCGAGUCCUUCGCGCCGCCCGACGUGCUAAACAAGACCUUAUCGCAAGAGCUCAAGGUCGAGAAUAAGUGGGAGGGCGGCAGUACCAUGGUGUUGGACGCUAUCACGUUGAGGAAUUUGAGGAUAGUACAGGAUGAGGGGUGUUUGUACGAGAAGUUGAAUUUCUGUGCCACUGCUAUGGGUAAGAGAUUGUUAUACCAGUGGGUGUGUGCGCCGAGCUGCAACUUGGCCGUUAUAAAGGAACGCCAGGAGGCUGUCAAGGAGUUGUUCGAAAACCAAGAGCUGAGUCAAGAUGCGAAGAAUAUACUAACCACGUUGCCAGAUUUGGAACGGCUUUUGGCGAAAGUGCACACCCUCGGCAACCUGAAGCGCUCGACAUCGCACCCCGACUCACGCGCCAUCUUUUACGAAGAGAAGACCUACUCCAAACGCAAGGUCCUCGACUUUAUCGCCGUGCUUAAUGGAUUCCAGUCUGCACUGAAACUUGUUCAGUUAUUCGAUGACGCAGAAAGCGGAAUGUUGAAGAAAUUAACAAAGUUUAGUCCGCAUGGAAAGUUUCCGGAUUAUAGGGAUACGUUGAAGUUUUUCAAGGAAGGUUUCAACCAAUCAGAAGCCGAGAAGGAAGGUCGCAUCCUGCCCGGCGCGGGCGUUGACCCCGAGUACGACAGCACUCUGCAACUUAUAGACGAUAUACAGAAGGGGCUCAAAGAGUAUCUGGCUGAACAGGAGAAGUACUUCAAGUGUCGGUUGAAAUACGUGGGAACGGACAAAAAGCGUUAUCAAAUAGAAGUUCCAGAAAGCGCUACAAAACGGGCAACUUCUGACUACCACAUGGAGGGCGCCCGAAAAGGGUUCAAGAGGUUCUCUACCAGUGAAACUAAGGACCUUCUAGCCCGUAUGACGGCAGCCGAAGAGCAAAAGCGCGACGUCCUGAAAGACCUGAGCCGUCGAAUGUUCGAGAAGUUCUCCAGCAACCACGCGUACUGGGACGCCGCAGUUCAGUGCGUCGCGGUUCUGGACAUACUUCUGGCCUUAGCAGAGUUUGCGAGGCAGCAGAGCGGGGAUGUUUGUCUGCCGAGUGUUACUUUCGACCCCGAGCAAAAGCCCUUCAUAAACAUAGUAGACGGGCGGCACCCGUGCAUACCGGUGGCAGAGUUCAUCCCCAACGACACGAGUCUGGGCGGAGAAGCGGCCUUACUCCUGCUGACGGGGCCGAACAUGGGCGGCAAGUCCACACUCAUGCGGCAGAUGGGGCUACUCACUGUUUUGGCGCAUUUGGGUUCAUACGUCCCAGCGUCAGAGUGCAGCCUAAGCCUAGUGGACCGCGUGUUCACGCGGCUCGGCGCGGCCGACGAUAUUCUAUCGGGGCAGUCCACGUUCCUCGUAGAAAUGAACGAGACGGCGGCCAUAGUCAAACACGCCACCGUGCAUUCUUUGGUGCUGUUGGAUGAACUUGGCCGCGGCACGUCGACCUACGACGGGACAGCUAUAGCGUCAGGCGUGUGCGUGGAGCUAGCCGAGCGAGGUUGUCGCGUGGUGUUCUCUACGCACUACCACUCGCUCGUGCACCAUCUGGCGUCGCAUCCUGGAGUUGUGUUGGGACAUAUGGCGUGCAUGGUGGAAACCGACGAGUCGACGGCGGACAGCGCCGACCACAUCCCCGAGGAGACCAUCACGUUCCUCUACAAGCUGUCGCCCGGCGCGUGCCCCAAGUCCUACGGCUUCAACGCCGCGCGCCUCGCCGGGAUACCGCGCGAGAUCACACGCAGGGCACACCAGAUAUCCAAGAAUCUAGAGAAGGAGGCGACGUGUGUGCGCGCCUUUAGGGAUAUUGUGAAGAUGGACGAUGGAAAACAGAUUAGGGAGCUGCUAGCCGCUUUGAGCAUUUAAAAAUGUCGAUUUACU